Molecule: messenger RNA, 1665 nt
Organism: Zymoseptoria tritici IPO323
Lineage: Eukaryota; Fungi; Ascomycota; Dothideomycetes; Mycosphaerellales; Mycosphaerellaceae
Product: ATP-dependent RNA helicase
Exons: 4
Coding region: 1-1203 (400 amino acids)
Cellular component (GO): nucleolus; catalytic step 2 spliceosome
Molecular function (GO): RNA helicase activity; ATP binding; mRNA binding
Source: RefSeq, a predicted model, not a curated record
AUGGCGGACGAAGGCAUCGAUCGCAAGGCGGAGGAGCGCAUGGAGUUCUCCACCUCCAAGGAAGUCACCGUGGCACCGACAUUCGAGGCGAUGCACUUGAAGGAAAACCUGCUGCGCGGAAUCUACGCAUACGGAUAUGAGUCUCCCUCUGCCGUGCAGUCGCGAGCGAUCGUUCAGAUCUGCAAAGGAAGAGACACAAUCGCUCAGGCACAGUCGGGUACCGGAAAGACGGCCACCUUUAGCAUCUCCACGCUUCAGGUCAUCGACACAGCUGUGCGCGAGACACAGGCUCUCGUUCUGUCGCCAACCCGUGAACUCGCUACUCAAAUCCAGUCUGUCCUCCUUGCACUCGGCGACUACAUGAACGUGCAGUGCCAUGCAUGCAUUGGAGGCACAAACGUGGGCGAGGACAUCCGCAAGCUGGAUUACGGUCAGCACGUCGUUUCAGGAACACCAGGAAGAGUAGCAGACAUGAUUCGCCGCCGCAAUCUCCGCACGCGCAACAUCAAGAUGCUCAUUCUUGACGAGGCCGACGAGCUCCUCAACCGCGGUUUCCGUGAGCAGAUCUACGAUGUCUACCGAUACCUCCCACCAGCCACGCAAGUCGUCGUUGUCUCGGCCACACUCCCAUACGAUGUCCUGGACAUGACCACCAAAUUCAUGACCGAUCCAGUGCGCAUUCUCGUUAAGCGUGAUGAGCUGACACUGGAAGGCUUGAAGCAAUACUUCAUCGCAGUCGAGAAGGAAGAGUGGAAAUUCGACACCCUUUGCGAUCUUUACGACACCCUCACGAUCACACAAGCCGUCAUUUUCUGCAACACGCGACGCAAGGUGGACUGGCUGACCGACAAGAUGCGCGAUGCGAACUUCACGGUCUCGAGCAUGCACGGCGAGAUGCCGCAGAAGGAGCGCGACAGCAUUAUGGGAGACUUCCGCCAAGGUAACUCCCGUGUGCUGAUCAGCACGGACGUGUGGGCUCGUGGGAUCGAUGUUCAGCAAGUCAGUCUGGUUAUCAACUACGACUUGCCUUCGAACAGAGAGAACUACAUCCACCGUAUCGGAAGAUCGGGACGAUUUGGGCGCAAGGGUGUGGCGAUCAACUUCGUUACGAGCGAAGACGUGAGGAUUCUGCGCGAUAUUGAGUUGUACUACUCGACCCAAAUCGACGAGAUGCCGAUGAACGUGGCAGAUCUCCUGACUUGAGAGGAUCCUUGCAACCGAACUCCAUCUCACAGCGAUUCCUCCGGCCAUGAUGUUCGCCUCUAUCAGCGAACAGAGAAAAGCGACUCGAGGACUUCAGAUUUCAUUAUUGGCGCUUUCAAGCGGUUUGAUCGCUUCUGUUAUAUGCAGGCGCAAGGCCACAAGGGAUGGAAAUGGGCAAAUGUAAUGAAUACUCAAGAAUGCCCAAGACCAGAUUCCAGAUUGGCUACUGCGAUUUCGCUGUCUCAAGCCCACUUUGCCGCGUCCCAAGAUCUACUCCGCCAGCAGCUGAACCAGCAUGACGCGCCGUCGUCACCAGGAAGCGAUCGUCACGAGCAGGUGCGUGAUCGAUUUGCACCCGUCUUUGCUGACAGCAGCCUUUCGUCCAUCGCACCACGCCCUUAGAACUUCUCGCGAUGUCUGCGCCUGCACUCUCAGCAUAUGCAGGUGCUCCAGUGGACACAC